UUGUCAUGGAGAUGGAGAAGAGUUGAGCGUCCACGAGUGCUACUGUUACCAUGGAAAUUCCUUUUGUCAUAGCGAGUCCAGUAAAGCAAGCCAAGCCAGUUGAGCACCAGGAUCAACGUCAUGCUGGAGCUGCUUUACAACACAACAAAUAUCGCAUGCUGAUUGUGAUUGGGGAGAUUUCCACCAGCGAUCACCUUGACUCUGCCAAAAAACAGAUCACACAAGGUUUGCUUUCCUGGAAUGUUGAUUUGAGUAUCUGCGACCUGAACAAGGAGCUACAGCUGUUUGAGAGCAAACACACAGCACGAUUUUCUUCAGAGGUCAAAGGUCAGAGGAUUCUCCAAUAUCAGAGUGACAUCCUUGAGACAGUGGUGUUGGUUAACCCAUCAGAAGAGUCUGUUUCUUCAGAGGUCCAUUCUCUGCUCAUUGACUUGGCUGGAAAUAAAUUGCUGAUACUAAGUGGGCAGAGCUCUGACCAGGGAGGUGACAUCCUUCUGCAAGGUGGGGCCUUUACCUGGCAACACUUCUCUGAUAUCAUCUCCAGCACACAAGUGCAAACAGUCCUUUCCAAGGUUUCCCCCAAGCAGCCAUCAAGGCUUACUGUUUCCUAUCAAGGAGACGGGGGCUGGAGCUCCCUGGGCCAAAGCCCGGAGUUUCAAAAUAUUCUGGAAUAUCGUUUGAACCCUGAGCCUCACCUUCCCAGUAUGGAAGGGGUAACAGCGUUUACAGAGUACGUCUCAGAGACAGUAGAUGUGCCGUCACCCUUUGAACUUCUAGAGCCACCAACUUCUGGAGGAUUUCUGAAACUUUCCAAACCUUGCUGCUACAUCUUUCCUGGAGGAAGAGGAGACUCUGCUUUGUUUGCUGUCAAUGGGUUUAACAUCUUGGUGGAUGGUGGCUCUGACAGGAAGUCUUGCUUCUGGAAGCUGGUUCGGCACCUUGAUAGGAUUGACUCUGUUCUGCUCACCCAUAUCGGGGCAGACAACCUUCCUGGCAUUAAUGGCUUGUUCCAAAGAAAGAUUGCAGAACAGGAGGAGGAGGGCAACCAAGGAUCUGGUUCAAGCAGCAGUGCCGAGUCGAUGAAGAACCUAAUAUCCCCUGAGCUUGGCAUUGUGUUUUUGAAUGUCCCUGAGAAGCUUCGGAUGCCAGAAUCCAGUCUAAAAGUGAAACGAAGCAUUGAGGAAGCAUCUCUCACACUGCAGUACCUCAAUAAACUCGGUAUCACACCUGAACCGCUUCACAGGGCGGUGACUAACACUAUUGAACCCAUCACGCUCUUUCAUAAACUUGGAGUGGGAAAGUUAGACAUGUAUGUGCUCAACCCUGUCAAAGAGAGCAAAGAGAUGCAGUUUCUUAUGCAAAAAUGGUCUGGGAACAGCAAAGCCAAGACUGGUAUUCUGAUGUCCAAUGGAAAAGAAGGUGAAAUAUCUGUUCCCUAUUUGACAUCAGUUACUGCCCUCAUUGUUUGGGUUCCUCACCGUCCUACAGAAAAGAUAGUCAGGGUGCUCUUUCCUGGAAAUGCACCACAGAAUAAAAUAUUUGAGGGCCUUGAGAAAUUAAAACACCUUGACUUUCUGAGAUACCCAAUAGCUACUCAAAAAGACCUUUCUUCUGGUGCACCGCUGCCCAUUAUCAAACAAACGAAAAUGAAAUCAAGAACUGAAAGCAAAGAGAGUCUCAAAGCUUCACCAAAACCAAACUCAAAAAUAACCAAGAAAGAUGUCGGGCAGGAUGAAGAGUCCCGUAGUGAAACUACCAAAGAAAAUAAAGUGGAAAAGAAAGAUGAUAAAAAGAUAAAAAGUCAAAGUCUGAAGGCUACCAAACAACUGAAAAAUAGUGAGGUUGCCCCUGUGACAGGAAAGUCAGAGAAGAAGAUAGCUGACAAAAGUGGCAAAAUUAACAAAGUGUCUCGAAUGGAUGAAAAGAAAGACAAGGAGAAAAAGGAAAUUAAAAAGGACAAAGUAAAAAAGGAUGAAAAUAUAAGAAAAGAGGAGAAGAAGGAAAAGAAGGACCUCAAAAAGGACAUCAAUAAGCCAGAAUUGAGAAAAAUUAUGAAACCUGACCUAAAGCCACUCACCCCUGAAGUGAGAAAAACUUUACAUAAGGUCAAGACUCAGACUAAAACCAAGAAAGAAAAAAAUGCAACUGGUAAGGAGCAUGUGAAUGGUAAAAACCAAAUUCCAGAGAACCUUCAUGAAGAGGUCGCAGCAGCAGCACUUGCAGAUAGGUCCAUUGUGUCAUCCCCGGAGGACCUUACUGAGGACUUUGAGGCUCUGAAAAGAGAAGAGCUAUCCAAACCCAAGAAUGAGGCUAACCUGAUAUCUGAGGUCUCCCUUCACAAAGAUACAAAAGUUUCCAAGUCAUUUCCUCCUGAAGACAAAAUGACAUCCUUUUGUACAAAUACAGAGACCAUUUCAUCAAUGUUCCCUGAGAAACCAGAUGAAUACAAUACAGACAAGAAAACAUCAGAACAGACAAAAUCUCCUCAAAGGAAAGAUUCAAACAGCGGCAUUGACAAGAAUUAUGAAGACGAGACAUUUGAUGAUGAUUAUGGCAGAUAUUCUGCAAAGGAUGACUCAAAAGACAUGUCAAAGAAAAGUGAUAGCUCAGAGGAGGAUGAUAAUGUAAUUGAAAAAGCUGAGCUUGAGGGAACAGAAGAUGAUGCAGUUGUCAAGUAUAAAACACAGGAGAUUAAAAAAGAGAAGUUUGGAAAAGAAUUGGAAAACAGACAAACCACACAACUGACCUCAUCCACAGCAGCACCGUCUGGACAAGGAUUCGGAGCAUCAGCCUCAGAGCUCUUCUCUUUUAUCCAAGAUGAAACCAUCCCUGGUUACUCGGAGACCGAACAGACCAUCUCUGAUGAGGAGAUCCAUGAUGAUACAGAAGAGAGAAUGCCACAGUUACGAUAUAGUGUUGGAUCUUAUGACGUCUCGGUUCCCGAUGCCCUGAAAACCUUUGACUCCAUCCACGGUUUGAAAGAAAUGAAAAGCUCUGCUGUUUCCAACGUUGUAGAUGUCAGACCCAAAGCCCUCAUGGGAGGUCAGGAGUCUGAGAUUCCAUCUUACCCUGCUGUUAUUACAGCUCCUCUUGCAGAAGAAGAACACAUAUCAUCUGCCACAUCCAUAACAGAAUAUGACAAGAUGUCUUCAUUUGCUACAUCUGUCGCUGAAGACCAAUCCAUUGCAUCUGUUACAGCCCCUCAGAUUGAGGAAGUUGGAAGGAACGUCCUCCUUCUUGAUACUAACAAUGCACCGUCACAUACAGAAGGCAACCAAGGAAAGGACUAUCUCCAUUCUGCAGGCACCAUUUCGCCCACCUCCUCUCUGGAAGACGACAAAUGUUUUAAGUCUCCUUCCUCUGACGAAUACCAACCCAACAUCCAUGAAAUGGAAAGCGAUGCCAAGGCCAAUGCUGUUCAUGAUGAAGAUGAGGAUGAGGAAGACGAGGAUGAGGAUCAAACUCCCAAUGUUGACAUCCCACUCGGUAAACUCCAAGAGGGUUAUGAACACGCUGCAUCCUUGCUGCUUAGAGAGAAAGAGAAACCACCCUCUCCAGCUAUUUCUCCUCCCAAACAACAGUCUCCCAUGCAGAUUGUCAACAAACAAAUAUCUCCAUUUAGUACAGAUGGAAUCGUGACCAUCACUGGAAUACAACCCGUAUCGCCAACUUUACCUCUUGUCACCGGUGUGUCCCACGGAAGGCAAGACAGUGACGACAGAUGUCCGAGUCCAGAUGACAGCACUAUGAAACUCGCUUCACCCACACAGUCAGUGCCGACAAGCAGUAGCUACUCUCCGGCAGAAGAAAAGUCCUUAAAGACUGAAGAUAAAAAUGAAGCGGUGACCGCACUGAAAUUUGACAAAGUAGAGAGGUCAGUCACCAUUUCUGAUAAUACAUCCUUCAUUGGACUGCCAGAUGACAAAACAACAUCAGAGACUUCAGAAGAAUCUGAAGAGGACAGUAUAGAGGAAGAUGCCUAUUUCACAAAAAAAGAUCUUCAGCCAGCUGUUAAGGCCAAACUUAUGGAGGCAAAAGAAGGAUGCUUCCUGGAUGAUGACUUGACAAAUGAGACAAAGACAGACAUUGAAACCUUCGAAAAGGCUCCAAGUGCAGAUGACAAACCUAAAUCUCAAAUUAUGAACUUGGAUGAGGAUGAAAUAAAUCAUUUCCCAAGUGGAUUAGAAUCAAGGUUCUCUCCAGCAAAUCCAAACAUUUCACAAAAGUGUCAAGAAACCUCUGAAAUAACAGAUGUGUCUUUGAAAGAGCCAGAGAAAAGUGUUAAAUUUGGUACCUGUGAUUUUCCAGAGAAGGAGACCAAAGAGAAAGCCAUCUAUAUAAGGCAAGACACACCUUAUGUGCAUGGCAAAACAUUCUCUUACGGUGACAUUUAUGAUAGCAAACAGAGUUCUGUGGAGUCCGAUUCCUUUCGUCAGGAGUCCUUAGAUAAGACUGAGAAAGACAUUUCAAGGGAUAAAAUGGGUUUGCCACCAGACACAGUAACAGCAACAGAAAAAGUCACAGAGAAGGAUGAAUUUAGAAAAGAACCUUCCACUCCAUCAUGGUAUGACUCUAAAAGCACGGCAGCUAUCCAGUCAGUGGUCAAAGAGGCUACAGAAACAAUUGCGGGAAGUCAUUUUCCUUCAGUGGUAGAUAAGUCUCCAGCAUCUUCUACUUUCCUUUCAUCAGAGAAAGAGCCGUUGUCUUUUCCAGUGCAAGGCCACCUCUCUCAACCAUCAACGUAUUCCUCCAUGACAGCCAUCAAUGCCGACAAAGCUGCUGGUCAUGAUGAUAACAACAAAGGUGCAUGUUUGGAGAUUGAUAUGCAGAAACUGACAGCCAGGGAUGAGGAAGAUUAUGAUGAUGAUGAGGUUGACGAUGAAGAUGAUGAGGAGGAAGAUGAAGAAGAUGAGGAUGAUAAUAGUGCUCUUGAUUCUGAUAUGGAAAAAAGUACCAAAGAAAAGUCUGAGAAGGAAAUAGAAAGUCCUGUGAGUGAAAUCUUUAGCUCCAACAAGCCUGAAUUCAUGGUUUCCAUGGCUGGAUAUGGCUUUAAAAGUCAAGAGAAACCAGCUGUGAAAGAAAACCUCCCUGGCUCACUCGCAAAAGUAGAAGCAGAUGAAAAGAAGGCAGACUGCAUAUUCUUGGGUGGAAAUUCAAAAGAGGGUUCAGCAUGUUUCUCUGGCUACUCCUCAGAGUUACACCUUGAGGGAAGUGAUCUUAAGGAAUCCCUUUUACCAAAUCAGACCACAGACAAAAGUAAAGAAGAUAUUACCUUGACGUUAUCAAAGAGAAAUCUUUACCAGAAUGAUGAUGACGAUGAUCUUGAUUUUGACAAACCUCGGUCGCCAGAUCACCUAAGCAAGAAAUCGCCAGACACAAGCUUUCAGUACACGACCACUGCUGCCCCUGGGUACUCCUCUUCCUCUGCCUAUAGCUACUCCUCAUCUACUUCAGGCUCCUUCUCGACAAGUCGUCAGCUUGGAGAAGAGCUGGAGACACCUGCCUCAGCUGAGCCACUGUUUGAGUACUCCUCCUUUAAAGAAGAACAUUCCCCAGUUAGAGACGCUCCCUUUUCCAAUUUAACUGGCACCAAAGAUGAUUAUCUUGAAGUGUCUGAGAAACAGAACACUGUUACAACCACAGCAGAAUCUACCUCUAACUUGGCCCACUUUUCACCCCGUGACCCAUUUGAGGGAGUCAAAUCCUUCCCUCUACAUUCAUCCACUGCUUCUGCUGAAGACAAACAGGAACACGCAUCUUUGGGCAGUCGUUUGGAUAAACACCCUCAAUCAGACUGCUUCUAUAAGCCUGAGUGGUCUCAGGUGUCAAUUUUGGACUCUGCAAAAGGCUUUGGGGACUCACUAACUUUGCACUCUCAAGAAACAACACUCUCAAAAGAGGCAGCCAGGGCUGCUCUGUUCGGUGUCACUUCUUCACCACGACCGGACGCUGAAGGAAAACAUUACUUUGAGGAAACUGACAGCAGCGAAGAAGAGGACAAGGGAGAUUAUAUGCAGGAAAUGACUCGAAUAUCCCCCUCCAGUGGACUCAUGGGUAACUUGACAUUUUCUGACAAGCCCGUUUCUUUCACUGAAAGUGAAAAGAAAAGCAGUGCAUUCCCCGAUGUUCUCGGGUCCUACGUGUUGUCACCACAUCAAGCCAGCAAGCCGGAACCAACCAACGAGACCGCACAAGUCAGUGCAAGUUCAACCAAUCUUGCUGGCACUGCAGCUGCAGGCACAGCCAGGGUGGAGGCCAGAGAGGGUGCUGGAGGCUACAGGAGCUCCUAUGAAUGGGAAAUGUCCAAGCCUCAGAUAGGGAGGAUGCCUGGUGACUCUCCUCCCCAUUAUCGUCAUGACGAUGAGUUUGAAGAGGAGUGUGAAAUGGAGCCAGAGCACCCAGCACGCCCACUUUCUCUCUCAUCGACUAAUCAGCCAUUUCACUCUCCCUUCUACGAUGAGUGCAGUCAACAAGGGCAGGAUGAUGAUGAUGACGAUGAUGAUGACAGUGAUCAGGAUAUUGCUGGUAAAGCACCCAAAGGAGCAGCCGCUCCAUAUGCAAGCCACACCUCUCCCGGAUAUUCAUCCUGCGAGUACAAGCAGCGUAAAACUGACCUUUCACCUUCCUUUAUCAACCCAUGCAUGCAGCAGCUAUGUAGUGAUGAAGAUGAUGACGAUCAGGAAGAGCAAAGUGACCAGUCGCAGGAGGGAGAUGAACAUGACAUGUCAGUUAAGAGAAGGGCUCAUAAGCAGCCCCACCAUCACAGCAGCAGCUCUUUCCAUCAAGCCGACGGCACGUCAGCACGGUUGGGUCUGGCGACAGAGGACACGCCACCGACUUCAAUAAGCGAGUCUCUCGCUUCUCAGUCAGACUCUGAAGUGCCUCCGGGAACAGAGGAGUACCCGUCAGUCACCGGAGAAGGCAACAAUGAUUCCGACGAGGAUGCAGACUACAUGCCUAUCGACAAAAUAUCUGCCGCAGGUGAAAGCAGUCGUCAUCCUGCCUCCUGGAAGAGUAACGAUCCGGUUCCUACACCUCAAAAAGACCCUUGCCCCCACCCUCCUCGCCCUGAUGUCUGCAUGGUGGAUCCUGACUCUUUGGGUAAUGUUAAAAAAGACCCUAAAACUAAAGGCCUGAAGAAAGCAUCCGGGAAAAUGAAAUCAGCAUCACCAGCCAGACGCAAGCGGUCCCCCUUGCCUGGCAAACAGACAUCAUCUCCUCGCGCUGCGUCACUGAAAAAGAAGGAAGCUGACAAGAGCUCACGUAUGUCUCGCUUGUCGGAUGGACAAGGCUCAAAAGAUGAUGAUCUCUCCAGGUCAAGCUACAACCCUGGCAAAGCGCUGACUUUGGGCUCUCAAAAGGCUGGUUCGACGGCUCCCAUUUAUGUUGACAUGGCCUAUAUUCCCAACCACUGCAGCGCUAAGAACGUAGAUCAAGAAUUCUUCAAACGUGUACGCUCUGCAUACUAUGUGGUGAGCGGGAAUGAUGCUGCGAGUGGUGAACCGAGCCGAGCAGUUCUCGAUGCGCUGCUGGAUGGCAAAGCCCAAUGGGGGUCAAAUCUUCAGGUGACGUUGAUCCCGACUCAUGACACAGAAGUGACUCGUGAGUGGUACCAGCAGAAACAUGAGCGUCAGCAGGAGCUCAACAUCAUGGUCCUGGCCUCAAGCAGCACCGUUGUUAUGCAGGAUGAAUCUUUCCCCGCCUGCAAGAUCGAGUUUUAGGAAUGCUGUCAUACACCUGGCCUCCAUACUGUUUGAAUAACUAUCUCAAGUCUAAUAAUGUGUUUUUGUCCCUUUUGUGGUAACUUUACAGAAACUCAAAUAAAUUCAUAUCGUUUUUUUUUUUUUUUUUUACUUUACAUUAACCAUUAAGCUUGUUUUGUCUGUCACAACAAUUACUACAUGUCCUCAUGACAUCAUUUCAGAGACAGUGGCUGUCACUGUCAUGACACUAAUUUUUAAACAAUAGAAAAGGUAAAAAGGCCAAUUCUGCAAAGAAUUUCCUUCAAAUGGUUUAUAUAUCCAGUAAGUACCACACUUUUCUUGCACCUUAAGGCCAAUACUAUUUGCUGCCCUCCCCAGUAUCUCAGUUUAAAGUUAUUUUUGCAGUAUAGCUGAUCAGAUUGAAACAUUGUGAUGGUAGAAAAUGACUAUUGUGAUCAGUUUUCUCAUAGUUCCGGUGUUUGAACUUUGUGCCUCCGAUUGAUAUCGUGAAAUAGAGAAUAUUAAAAUAGAGGCCACAGUGUCCUUUCAGUGUCUUUCAAAUAUAUUUGCUGUAGCAUAGGAACGAUUUUAUUCAAACUUCCAUAUGGUUGUGAACUAUUUCUAUGAU
Messenger RNA from Syngnathus acus (greater pipefish), 8331 nucleotides. It is a transcript of the gene map1aa, whose product is annotated as microtubule-associated protein 1Aa. The record is from RefSeq and is a predicted model, not a curated record. Gene Ontology annotation, molecular function: microtubule binding; actin binding. Lineage: Eukaryota; Metazoa; Chordata; Actinopteri; Syngnathiformes; Syngnathidae. The transcript is spliced from 7 exons. Gene Ontology annotation, cellular component: synapse; neuronal cell body; microtubule associated complex. The coding region runs from base 51 to 7721 and encodes 2556 amino acids. Gene Ontology annotation, biological process: dendrite development; axonogenesis; microtubule cytoskeleton organization.